GAGUUGCUAUAGGGACGGGGGAGAGAUGACAGUGCACAGCCUGUACCUCUUUGAUCGCAAUGGUGUCUGCCUACACUACAGUGAGUGGAAUCGGAAAAAGCAAGCUGGCAUUUCCAAAGAGGAGGAGUUUAAGCUGAUGUACGGCAUGCUCUUCUCCAUCCGUUCUUUUAUAAACAAGAUGAGCCCCCUGGAUAUGAAAGAAGGCUUCCUCGCCUUCCAGACGAGCAAAUACAAGCUCCACUAUUACGAGACUCCCACCGGCCUCAAGGUGGUGAUGAACACAGACUUAGGGGUGGGCAACAUCCGGGACGUGCUGCACCAGAUCUACAGCUAUAUCUAUGUGGAGUACGUGGUCAAGAAUCCACUGUGCAACUUGAACGAGCCAAUCCAGAGCGAACUCUUCCGCAGCAAGCUGGACACCUUCAUCCGCAGCCUGCCGUUCUUCUCCGCUCGGGCCGGCUAAUAGUUUUG
Euleptes europaea (tarantolino) is the source of this 471-nucleotide messenger RNA. It is a transcript of the gene TRAPPC1, whose product is annotated as trafficking protein particle complex subunit 1. The transcript is spliced from 5 exons. NCBI's taxonomy places the organism in Eukaryota, Metazoa, Chordata, Lepidosauria, Squamata, Sphaerodactylidae. The coding region runs from base 26 to 463 and encodes 145 amino acids. Gene Ontology annotation, biological process: endoplasmic reticulum to Golgi vesicle-mediated transport. The record is from RefSeq and is a predicted model, not a curated record. Gene Ontology annotation, cellular component: TRAPP complex.